Molecule: messenger RNA, 1606 nt
Organism: Odontomachus brunneus
Lineage: Eukaryota; Metazoa; Arthropoda; Insecta; Hymenoptera; Formicidae
Product: zinc finger protein-like 1 homolog
Exons: 3
Coding region: 280-1251 (323 amino acids)
Cellular component (GO): Golgi apparatus
Source: RefSeq, a predicted model, not a curated record
GCCAACGACGACGGACGACGGACUAUUGAACGCACGACCAUUGGUUGUUUCCGGUAUCGCUGAAUGCCUAGAAAUGUCAGACGACGUGGCCGAUGGGGAUGUAAUGGCCUGUGUAAUUAACGUGGCCACUAUCAUUUGGAGCCUUCGCGAUAUGUUAUUACACUACAGUAAAAUUCGAUAGAGUGAUCUUGGCAACGGCGAGUCAGAUUCAUCGGUUGCAUUUUGUUUAACACGUCGUCACUCUCCAUUGUCUCGCUCGUUCUCGCACAAAGUUACAACAUGGGUCUCUGCAAGUGUCCGAAGAGAAGAGUAACAAAUCAAUUUUGUUUCGAACAUCGUGUCAAUGUGUGCGAGCAUUGUAUGGUUACGAGUCACCCGAAGUGUAUAGUUCAGUCAUACUUGUUGUGGCUCCAUGAUAAUGACUACAAUCCAAUCUGUACACUAUGCUCCGCUCAAUUGAGCGAUGGAGAUUGUGUAAGACUGACGUGCUAUCACAUGUAUCACUGGGCAUGUUUGGAUCAAUAUGCUAGAAGUUUGCCAGCAACAACGGCACCAGCAGGAUAUACUUGUCCUGUGUGUAGAGUGUGUAUCUUCCCACAAGCCAAACUGGUAUCACCAGUUGCUGAUGUGUUGAGAGAAAAAUUGGCAGCAGUUAAUUGGGCCCGUGCUGGUCUUGGUUUGCCAUUGCUAAGUGAUGACAGGGAACAAAAACCAGAGAAAGAACGUUCCUCGAUCGUGGUCGAGAACUUGUAUCAAAAUCACACAGCGACCACUUCGUCGUCGUCGUCGUCGUCUAUGGUGGCUAUGUCUCGCACAAGCAGCACUAUUAAUUCAAACUCCAGUAGCAACGUGCAUGCAGCAAAUAAUCAGAAACUUGGACCACCUUACUCCAUCGUAAACAUAGACUCGUCCCUAGGUUUAUCCACUCAGACGUCGAGGAGAGUUUGCGAGGCCUACGACGAUCCGAAGGACAUGUCCUUUGACCAUGAUGAGAACAAGUACCAGCGGAAAUCUGCGAUAGAGUGGAUUCUUAGAUGGUGGAAGUUGAUACUAACUAAAGCGCCAGUACGACGGUGGAUCGCGAGUUUCUUGUACAAAAGAUAUACCGUGAUGACGAUUGUCAUUGUAUUAUUUUUGAUCGGACUCAUCCUGCUCUGCUCAUGGUUAGGCAGAAUGGCGACGGACGGUGAUCCGAGCUUUGACGUAAUGGCAAAUCCUAAUUUGAAGUUUGGCGAGAAGCCUGUGAUUUAAUAUAUCAUGUAUCAUUAGCUAUGAUGAUGAUGAUGAUAAUUUUGCACGAUUAUUGGCACGAAUCGUAAUCGAGCGAACAGAACGUUCUAGGUGGAAGUUCAAGGUGUGGGAAAUUUUUGCGUAAACAAGACGCAAAUGCAUAUGUCGGCAACAUUGUCAAAGAACGAAAACGCGACUCCUCGCCGAAGGAGGCGAACAUAUCUAGUGUAAAGUGCAGUGACAUUUGUUAAUUUUUAUGUAAAGUAAAAAAAAUAUAUAUAUACAGAGUAUCUCAGACCUCCAUGAUGACCCUUCGUGAAAACGUAGAGCGGAUUAAGGUGAGCAAGAAAGUCCUAUGCCGUUUUGCGAUAUUCGC